Rosa rugosa (rugosa rose) is the source of this 1026-nucleotide messenger RNA. RefSeq lists its product as uncharacterized. Bases 1 to 1026 code for a protein of 341 amino acids. The record is from RefSeq and is a predicted model, not a curated record. The transcript has a single exon. NCBI's taxonomy places the organism in Eukaryota, Viridiplantae, Streptophyta, Magnoliopsida, Rosales, Rosaceae.
AUGGCAGAAGAUCAAGUUAAAUAUGAAACUUUAAAGAAAGAGUCGAUAUAUCUGUUGGAAAGAAAGAACUUUAAAGGAGCAAUGCUCAAGGAGCAAGAUGCUCUAGGCCUUUCCUCUAAUCUAGAAAUUAAGAGAUUAUCUGCACUGACUGAAGUACAUUAUGCAGAGAGUAUGAGUAGCAUUGAUGUUGAAGAAAAUGAUAGAGUUUUCAGGAACUCUUACGGAAUUCUUGGAAUUGGGAUUGAUUCUUUUGAUCAGGAAACUUUGAAGAAAAAAUAUAGAGAUCUGGCGAAAUUAGUUCAUCUUGAUAAAAAUUCUUUAGAUGGUGUUGACAAAGCUACUAAGAUCGUAAUUGAAGCGUACAAGUGUUUGGAGAAUGAAGAAGAGAAAAGGAGGUAUGAUAAGGAAUGGAAAAAGAGGUAUGAGAAGGUAUGGAAGGAUCAGUUUAGGAGAAAAACUGAUAAAGGAGCUGGUGCUGCUGGUGAGCAUGCAGCUGGUGGUAGUACGAGUUUUGAAGCACCAACUGGUGGUGGUCGGCAUGCAGGUGUUGGUGGUGGGUCUGCUGGUGCUGGUGCACCUGAUAGUAAUACGAGUUUUGAAGCACCAACUGCUAGUGCAACAACAACGCAUGCGGGAGCUGACGUUGGUGGUGGGUCUUCUGCUGCUGGUGCAGCUGGUGGUAGUAUGAGUUUUGAAAUACCAACUGCUAGUGCAGUUAGUAAUGAGGCCAUGGAACCUAGGAGAAAUCUAAGGAAAAGGAAGAAUGCUGAUCAAAGUGGUCUUCAUGAUAAUGGUGGUGGAGGGUUUUCUAGUUUUGGUACUUCAACUCCUAGUGCAGGAAAAACUGAUGUCGUAGCUGGUGCAGUUGGUAGUGGUGGGCUUGCUGGUAAUGGUGAAGCAUCAGCUGAUGGUAGUACGAAGGAAAGUAGGAGUUGUCAAAGUUUUAAAGUACCUACUGCUAGUGUAGGAAAAACUGGUGGCGUAGCUGGUGGUGGGCCUGCCGGUGAUGAUGAAGCACCUGGCUGA